CCUCCAGACCGACGAUAGCAACGUUCAUUGGUCGAUCAGCUGCAGCUGUUUACGGUCCACAUGGGCUUCGAAAGUGUCCAGGGUGCCUAAGUGACAAUGUAGUGUUUAAGAUCAUGUUCAGACUUAAUUGAAAAACUUAAAACUUAUUUUGUUGUCUCUAACUAGCCGUCUCUCCGCUGAGCGCGCGUUGUGGACGUUUAUUUACUUAUUUAGAAAAUGUCUCGUCCGGGUUUGAGCUGCCCGGGCUGCGGCUCGUCAAACAUCGUAGAGGAUGACCUGUACGCUCAGCAGCAGCUGGUGUGUGUGGACUGUGGCUCCGUGGUGUCCGAGGGAGCGCUGGCCAAUGACCCAGUGGGAGGUUCAGAGGUUAGCUACAGCAGAACCACAGCUGUGGCCAAAAAGCCAUGUAUGAACCUAAUAAAAGGUCUGCAACGUGUGAAAGCCUUAUGUCGGACUCUCAGGGUCAACAGAGAAAUUGAGGAUCUUUCAGAGACUUACUACAACCAGGCCUAUCAGCAUAAAAGUUUCAUCAAAGUGAGCCUCAACAAGAAAGAAGUUCUGGCUGGUUGCUGUGUGCUUGUAAGCUGCAGACUGCUCAACUGGCCCAUUACCAUGGGAACCAUCAGCUGCCUGCUGGAUGCCGACUCGAUGGUGGUGGGAGCAGUUUAUGAAGAAAUGGUUAAGAUUCUCAACAUCAAAGCUCCAAUUAUUAACGUUACUGACGUAAUGGAGGCUCACAGUCAGGAGUACAAAAUUAGCUCUGUCUAUGUUCCUGAAGAAUUGGCUGAGAACUCCAAGGACUUGACCAAACGAGCCGUGGCUCUGGUGGAGCUGGCAGCAGAUUCCUGGAUUGUGACUGGCCGUAAGCCCAUCCCCAUCAUGAUGGCAGCCAUCUAUUUGGCUUGGCAGUCCUUGAAACCCACCAAGCAGCGGCUCAAAUACUCUCUGGACAAAUUCUGUCAGAUUGCCAAAGUGAAUAAGCACAAGCCUGCUCUGAAGAGAAUAACUGAGAUGAAGGAGGUGCUGUGUAAGCUGGGUAAGGAAAUUCCCUGGGUUAAGGAACCAGUGACUCCAGAUAAUGUUGUUCGGCUGAUGGAGGAUAUUCUGCAGCACAGGGACGCUCUGCUUAGGAGGGCUCUGAGAACCCACGAGGAUGCUCUGCUGGCGGAUUGUCAGGCCAGCUGUGAGGACUCUCUAAUUGAGGAAACUGCUCCAUCCCAAAUAUCAGAGGUUGUAGAGCAGACUCCAGACUUGUCUUCUGUGGAACUAUGUGAAUCGAAUGCUGAAAGGGCCAAGCAACCGGGUGAUGGAGAUGAUAAUCAGUGUGCAGCAUCUGAGCAACACAGUUACACUCAGGGUAGUCAAGAUUCAUCACAAAACUGGGGAAAGAGAGUGCUGUUUGCUCCCCCAUGUGUGAUUCAUGCCAAGAAAAGGAGAGUGGAGCAGCCAGAGCCAAAGGAUGUAACUGGUGACGAGGAGAUCUCUGACAGUGAAAUUGACUCAUAUAUCCGCACUCCUAGAGAAGCUAGAGACUUCGCUCUGGCACAGAAGAUGUUUUCCAUGUCUGAAAGUGAGAAAUCAUAGCUCGAUAUGCUGUGGAGACCAGUGUGUACCUCUUUGGUCAUUGAUUAUACAAAAUAAAAUAUAUUUCUAAGCUUGAAUGCAGCUGUUUUCAAUUUGAUAGGACUGGGUUGAUAAUGAGAUCUUCCCCCAACCUUUUUAAUGUAGUUUCAUUCCAGUCAAAACAGAUUUUGUCUGUUUUCAAAUAAAGCUUGAAGUUGUUGAAAAAAAAUCUAGUUAUUGGAUCCAUCACAUGAUGUGCAACCAAGGGAAACUGACUGUGAAAUGCUUUUCUUUCAAAGGAUAUGGCUUUGCACAUUUAUAACAACUCUUUCCUUUGAAUAAGCUUUUUUGUCAUGUUAUGCAAGAAAAAACACAGUUGUAAAUAAUACAUCUAAUAAUGGUGGAAUUCAAUUUAACUGCCUCAGUCUCAGGAUGCUGGCAUGCUGGUUAAUUGUCACACUAUCAAGGCUCACUGGGACACUUGAAUAGAACAGUGUCUUUGUUAAUAUUAUUAGUUCCAUCUUUGCUUUUCCUACUUUGACAAGUCAAAAUGUCUUGUGUAAAAGGCCUACUAUGCCAAAUCUCCAAUGAAAGCAUUAAUUGUAUUGAUUGUCUAGUUAGUAAGGAGUACUUUCACUCCACCAAAAAAGUUUACUACUCCACUAUCAGUUCACCGAAACUGUUAGCAUUUCAGAAUAUAGUGAUUACACUGUUAAACAUCUUUUCAGAGUGAAAAAAAAAAAUAUUGCCAUGGUACAUGAUAAAUUUUUUAAGGUCUUCACAGAAACGGGCAACAUUCUUUUCUUUUUUCUUUGAUUCACAUCAGCCCUUGGGUUUUGUUAAGUUUAAUAUUUUAUUCUGUUUCUGCAAGCGCUGAGCUAUUUUGAAAUAUGAUGUGAUCGUGAUUUGAUGUUAGCAACUGCAGUGUACAAGUCCAUUUAAUACAUCUCUGGAACACAGGAUGUUAUAUACAGUGGACCCCACAUUCAGGUCCUAAGUAAAAUACUAAAAGUCACUUAAGGUUUUGUAGGGAUGCACACAUUUUUGGAUCAGAACUUCAGGUGUAAGUAACAGAAAUACAGUUGUGCUAAACUGGUCUUAUUUCACAGGAUGUGUCACUAAAGAAUAAACACCAUUCAACUACA
Messenger RNA from Lates calcarifer (barramundi perch), 2708 nucleotides. RefSeq names its product BRF2 RNA polymerase III transcription initiation factor subunit (gene brf2). Gene Ontology annotation, cellular component: nucleus; transcription preinitiation complex. The transcript has 4 exons. Bases 217 to 1584 code for a protein of 455 amino acids. Lineage: Eukaryota; Metazoa; Chordata; Actinopteri; Centropomidae. Gene Ontology annotation, molecular function: RNA polymerase II general transcription initiation factor activity; TBP-class protein binding. Gene Ontology annotation, biological process: transcription preinitiation complex assembly; transcription initiation at RNA polymerase II promoter. The record is from RefSeq and is a predicted model, not a curated record.